GGAAACCUUAAUCUUUAACAUCAAUAUUUAACAAGAAAGCAUGGCAGAUAAUAAGCCGCACUUUGGAAAAAUCCCCGCAUGUGACUAUUGUCGGAGCAAAAAGCUCAGGUGCUCCAAGGAAAGACCAAUAUGCAUGACUUGCGCGCGGUCUGCAAGACCGUGUCGUUAUAGCCAGAGGACUCCAAGAACUCCUCUUACGCGAGACUAUCUGACAAGAGUCGAGAGACGCCUUGCAAACGUAGAGCGCCUGUUUAAUCAGCUCCUCCCUGAAGUUGACAUCAAUGAAGCCCUGGCAUCGCGGGGAGUUGAAGCUCCUGCAGACGCGUCCCAGCCGAAUGCAUCGCUGUCGCCACCAAUAAAUCUUACUUCGCCCGACAAUGCUAUAUCACCCGACAGUCCUCAUCAGCUCGGAGGUGCCAUUUCGGAUGCCGUGCCUGCAGAAGUCGAUGGCUUCGAUUGGCAGGAAGACGUGGAUGAGCUGACCGAUGGGAUGGCGUCAUUAUCCGUUGAGCCGAGAGGGGCAGGAUACUUGGGGCCGACUGCUGGUGUCUUUUUUCUCAGAUCGCUACUUUUAUGGACGGGCCACUCGAGAGCCUUCAUCGGCGAUAGCCCUGAAGUUUCAAGGCCCUACGCUGGAAUGAAGUCUUCUUCCCAGUUGUCCAACUCGGUCACGUCAAGACAAGUUAUCGAGCAAUUGGUAAAUAGCUACUUUGAGGUCUACCACCGCAGCUAUCCUUUUGUGCACGAACCCACCUUUAGAGCCCAGCUUCACGAGGUUAUACAGCGACCAAAACGGCGGUCGUGGCAGAUGCUGCUCUAUACCAUUAUGGCACUAGGAGCGUGGUGUCUCAACAACAAUAACACGGAACUCGAUGAUGAGCUGUACCAUCACGCGCUAUCGUUCGGAGAGGCCGAAUGUUUGUUCGAAAGCGCGGAUUUGACCUUUGUUCAAGCUCUCAUUCUGUUCAGCAAUCUAAGUCAGAAGCGCAAUAAGCCUAACACGGGAUCAAACUUCCUUGGACUGGCCACGCGAAUGGCCCUCAGCUUGGGUCUUCAUAGAGAGCUACCCGAUUGGAACAUUAAUCUCUUGCAGCGAGAGAUGCGCCGCCGCGUCUGGUGGGGGCUGUACAUGUUUGACAGUGGUGCCUCGACUACCUUUGGGAGGCCAAUUCUUCUUCCAGGGGAGGAGGCCAUGGACGUACGACCAGUCCUUAAUAUUGAUGAUGAGGACCUCACGAGUGGAACAGAACUUCCACCAAAAGAGGUUAAUAAACCGACACUGUACUCAGGCAUGAAGUACCAGAGCGAUCUACACGUCAAGUCCAAUUACAUCUCAAACCGCCUGCUCUCAUCUUCAUGUGUCUCACCAGAAGACGCUUUAUCCAUGGAUGCAACACUGGACAAAUGGUCUAACUCAUUGCCGGAGUACUUAAGGCUGGAUCAUGAUGUCCCUUCAGCUGAGCCUGCGUUCUAUUUCAACAGGUCACGUCUCUGGUGGCGCUUCUGGAACCUCAAAAUCAUCAUCUUCCGCCAGUUAUUCCUCAAACGGGCAAUUGGGAAGGGACAUUCUAGCAUAACUACACCAGUCAAUGAGGUUGACGAAAGAUGCAUGAGCAUUGCCGUACGCGCUGCUAGUGCGACGAUAGCUACGAUCGAUCAGUAUACCCGGGAGAGACAAAGGACCAGGCUCGUGACUUGGUACUCCAUCUAUUUCACAUUCCACGCUUCCCUGGUCAUCAGCCUUGCUAUCCUUAGUGACUCAGCAUCACCAGACAUGUCCAAGUGGCAGGAGGACGUCAACACGGUCCGUCACAUCUUCCGAGAUGUGUUUGUGGACAAUGAGCUCGCGACUCGCUGCGCCAACAUUCUCGACGUUAUUUUGCCAGACCCUCUGCUGACACCGGGUGACUGGGCAAACGUCCAGCUCGAUCCUAUGCUCAUGGACUUUUCGACGUGGCCGACAGCAUCUGAAGAAGAGUUUGCCAGCGUCCUUGGCUGGCCAGAUUGGGCCAACUUUUCGCAGUAAAAUGGACCUC
Molecule: messenger RNA, 2036 nt
Organism: Fusarium redolens
Lineage: Eukaryota; Fungi; Ascomycota; Sordariomycetes; Hypocreales; Nectriaceae
Product: fungal-specific transcription factor domain-containing protein
Exons: 7
Coding region: 41-2026 (661 amino acids)
Biological process (GO): positive regulation of transcription from RNA polymerase II promoter by galactose; DNA-templated transcription
Cellular component (GO): nucleus
Molecular function (GO): zinc ion binding; RNA polymerase II cis-regulatory region sequence-specific DNA binding; DNA-binding transcription factor activity, RNA polymerase II-specific
Source: RefSeq, a predicted model, not a curated record